This is a messenger RNA of Drosophila sechellia, 594 nucleotides long. RefSeq lists its product as uncharacterized. The transcript has 2 exons. The record is from RefSeq and is a predicted model, not a curated record. Bases 114 to 494 code for a protein of 126 amino acids. NCBI's taxonomy places the organism in Eukaryota, Metazoa, Arthropoda, Insecta, Diptera, Drosophilidae.
CGAUAUUCUAUGAUCAGUUUACGGUCUCAACUUCACCCAGGUGUUCCAGUUUCGUUUGAAGUGCUUCUCUCGAGGAUUAGCCGCUGAAAUAAGUCCAGAUCAAUCAGCCAAUCAUGCCGACCGCCUGCCAAGUAACGCUGCUCGCUGGAUGCCUGCUUCUGGCCAUGAGUUCGGUUCGGGCCCAGUUCUUCUACCACCAGGCGCUGGGUCUGCCGGUUGCGCACGCUUACGAACCGGCCAAUCCGUACCAGGGAUAUGCCACAGCCGAUGCCCAUCCCUCGGUGGUGCGAAAUGCCCAGUGGGAGUCUGAGUUGCCGGCUGAGCUGUCGAAGAGUGCGCGGUUCUACAAUGAUCCCGUGAUCGCCGCCAAUCUGGCCAAGGAAUCACUACUCACGAAGAAGGAAAUGGCAGUGGUACAUCGCGAGGCUGAGAAAAUACCGCGGGAACAGGUGUACAAGCUCUUCAAGAACGCCGGCUACCUGAGUAGCAGAUAGAACUCGCGAAGCCAGAUGAGUUCCGUUCCCCACGUGCCUUGUUGUAUUUUAGCUUAUAAAUUGUUAAUAUAUUGUACAUAUUAAAUGUUUUUUCUAUAAA